Molecule: messenger RNA, 1021 nt
Organism: Eutrema salsugineum
Lineage: Eukaryota; Viridiplantae; Streptophyta; Magnoliopsida; Brassicales; Brassicaceae
Product: osmotin-like protein OSM34
Exons: 2
Coding region: 82-750 (222 amino acids)
Biological process (GO): defense response
Cellular component (GO): extracellular region
Source: RefSeq, a predicted model, not a curated record
CCGCCAUUGGCUACCUCUAUAUAAAGCUAUAGUGUAUGUUUACAAAAGAUCACACACACAAGUAGUAAAACAAAACAAAAAAUGGCAAACAUUAUCUCACUCUCGGCGUUCAUCAUCUCCAUCUUUUUCCUCAUCUCCACCGCUAAAGCCGUCAGAUUCGACAUCCUGAACCAAUGUGGUUACACCGUUUGGGCCGCCGCCAGCCCUGGAGGUGGCCGGCGUCUAGAUCCUGGCCAGUCAUGGCCACUAGAUGUUGCGGCUGGCACACGUAUGGCACGUAUUUGGGGUCGGACAAAAUGUAAUUUUGACUCUUCGGGACGUGGCCGAUGCGAAACCGGUGAUUGCACUGGUGGACUUCAAUGCACCGGUUGGGGCCAGCCACCAAACACGUUGGCUGAGUACGCUUUGAACCAAUUUAACAACAUGGACUUCUACGACAUCUCACUUGUUGAUGGAUUUAACAUCCCUAUGGAAUUUAGCUCGAAUUGCAAGCGGAUACUAUGUAACGCGGACAUAAACGGACAGUGUCCAAACGAGUUGAGAGCCACAGGAGGUUGCAACAACCCCUGCACAGUGUUCAAGACGAACCAAUACUGUUGUACGAACGGGCAGGGAUCAUGUGGCGCCACUGAGUUCUCAAGGUUCUUCAAACAGAGGUGUCCAGACGCCUACAGCUAUCCACAAGACGACCCGUCCAGCACUUUCACUUGCACUAACACUAACUACCGGGUCGUGUUUUGUCCUAGAUAGGUGCUAGGGCCUAGACUAUCUCAACACCAGUGUGUACGUAGGUAUGCACGUACGUGUAACGUGUGUAUUAAAUAAUUGAGAGACUAUCAACGCGUAAUGGAUAAUAAUGAAGGCAAUAAUAAUUACGUAUGUAUCCUUUAUACAGAAAAAAGAAGAAAGAAUAAUAACAAUUACGUAUAAGUUGAAUUCGUUUCUGUAUUUCCAUUUCUUCCGGUACACAUGUUAAAAUAUCUCUUCAUCUCUAUUGUCUGUUUGUGUGUAUGUGUGUCUA